Molecule: messenger RNA, 1585 nt
Organism: Pseudovirgaria hyperparasitica
Lineage: Eukaryota; Fungi; Ascomycota; Dothideomycetes; Acrospermales; Acrospermaceae
Exons: 5
Coding region: 141-1490 (449 amino acids)
Cellular component (GO): fungal-type cell wall
Source: RefSeq, a predicted model, not a curated record
UGCACGACGUUUUAAACUCCGACAAAUCAUCAGUCACUCACCUCGACAUUUGCGAUACGCAUCUUGCACCAAUACUCGAAUUCAGAUUCACUUACUAGUUAGAUACACAGCAAACACUGUACAAGCGUUUCUGUAUUACUAUGCGCCAACAAACGCUCUUAUUAGCACUCGCUAUCGCACAUGCUGUCUAUGGUGCUACCAGUAAUGCCCUGUGCAACAUAGGGGACACAUAUGUCGCUGGAAAUUGGUACUGUCAAGAAGUGAAAAAGAUAAGCUAUACUGGUAUCAAUCAGUCCGGAUCUUACAAAGCGACCACUGCAAUGGACGAAAAUACUGGUGUCUGCUCAAGGAAGGACGUGUCCUACUCCGGCCCGGGUGCACCAUUAGACGGAGAAGUAUCCAUCCAUCUGAGAGGACCCCUCAAGCUAUCUCAGUUCGCUGCGUAUACUAUGGGAGGUGGCUCAUCAGCCUCGCGCAAACAACGUCGGCAUGGUCAUGGUCAUGGUCAUGAUCAUGGUCAAUUGCAUAGUCGUCAUGCUGCUAAGCGAGCUGCGGGGGACCUUGUUACAGCAGUCAUCAAUGGACAGACUGUGACCUGGGCUAAGGGGUAUGACUCCACCGCCACACCCGUAGCAGGCCAGCCCGCUGCCAAUGUAAAUACGGUUGAAGCGGGCACGCAGACCAGUCCCGCUGCCAGUGGAAGCACGCCCGCUACUCCAUCUACAAGCAUUGGAGAUGGUAAAUGGGGAAGGGUUGCCUACUAUUCAGUCAAUAGUAAAGAUUCAGCAGCAGGCCUUGCUUUCCUCAAUAAUCAAGGGUCUAGUUAUGCAUCUGGUACCUGGUCUAGUACAUUCGGCAACUCUGCAUCUUAUGCUUCGGAAGACGGUACGACGGCUGCGAAGUCGUCUACGCCAUUUGGUGGAUCACUGGCGACAUCAGCAAACGAGGUCUUCAUAAUGACCGACAAAGUUUGCAAUGGAGAUGACUGUGGUUUCUAUAGACCAAACAGUGUCGCUCAUCAUGGCUUUAACGGAUCAUCGAAGGCUUUUCUCUUUGAGUUUCAGAUGCCAGAUAACCCUUCGGGAGACAGCAGUGGUUUGCCGAAUGCGCCUGCAAUCUGGAUGCUAAACGCGAACAUCCCAAGAGUAAGCCAAUACGGUACAGACUCCGCUACCAAAACAUCCUGCUCCUGUUGGGACAGUGGCUGUGGUGAAUUUGACAUCUUUGAAGUCCUCUCUGCUGGAGACAAGAGAUGUAAAAGUACUCUUCACAGGCAACAUAACGCCCAGGGGGGCGAUUCAAAUUACUUCAAGCGACCAACGGAUGCUCCAGUCAAGGUCGCUGUUGUGAUGACGGGAGGUAACUUCAUUAUUGCAACGCUCAAAGACGACGUCACUUUCGAUGAGACAUUCGAGUCAAGCACCAUGCAAUCAAUGCUGAAUGCCUAUGAUAACCCCAACCAUCAAUCAGUCUUCGCUAUUGUUCGUUAGCAUGCGACGGUAAUCCACUUCAGGUCCAUGGAAUUGAAAAGUCUCGUCCUCCUAGGACUAUGGCCCCUGUUUAACAAAGAAAAGAGAACUGUAUU